Messenger RNA from Fusarium keratoplasticum, 1647 nucleotides. Its product is annotated as putative proline-specific permease put4. The record is from RefSeq and is a predicted model, not a curated record. Gene Ontology annotation, molecular function: amino acid transmembrane transporter activity. The coding region runs from base 1 to 1647 and encodes 548 amino acids. Gene Ontology annotation, cellular component: membrane. Gene Ontology annotation, biological process: amino acid transmembrane transport. NCBI's taxonomy places the organism in Eukaryota, Fungi, Ascomycota, Sordariomycetes, Hypocreales, Nectriaceae. The transcript has 3 exons.
AUGGAGGCCAAACACGAAGCUAAGGACGCCGACGGUCCGGUUGAGCUCAGACCUCAAACCAGUCGCCCAGGAGAGUCAACAGAGUUCAACCUCGCCAACCGGCAUGACCAACUGGAACGAGGCCUCAAAAGUCGCCACAUCCAGUUUCUCGCUCUAGGCGGUGCCAUUGGUACUGGUCUCUUUAUCGGUUCAGGGUCCAUCCUCGCUCAAGUCGGCCCAGCCCCUCUGUUCAUGGGCUACCUCUCCAUGAUCCUCGUCAUCUGGGUCAUCAUGAAUAUCCUGGCCGAGAUGGUCACCUACCUUCCGAUGCGAGGCAUCAGUGUCCCAUAUUUCAUCGCCCGAUUCGUCGAUAAGAGCCUUGCUUUCGCAGCUGGCUGGAACUACUGGUAUUCAUACGCGAUUCUCGUUGGAGCCGAGGCCGUUGCGGCCAGCAUCAUCAUCGACUACUGGAAUCCGCCGGCUCACGUUGCAGUUUGGAUUGCUGUCGUCUUAGUCGUCAACCUGAUUCUGAAUAUUGUUGCUGUGAGCUACUUUGGCGAGGCUGAGUUCUGGUUCGCAAGCAUCAAGGUCAUCACCAUCAUCGGCCUCAUUAUACUGGGAAUCAUCAUCUUUUUCGGUGGAGCCCCGGGGCAGGAUGGCGUGCUUGGCUUUAGAUAUUGGAAGGACCCGGGGGCGUUUAUUGAGUUUAAAACCGGUGGUUCUUCAGGCCGUUUCUUGGCCUAUUGGUAUGCUUUUAUCAAAGCGAGCUAUGCUUUUCUGUUCUCCCCAGAACUGAUUGCAAUUGCCGCUGGAGAGACGGUUGCACCACGGCGUAACAUCCCCAAGGCUGCUCGCCGUUUCGUCUGGCGCCUGGCCAUCUUUUACGGCGUUUUAUCCCUCAUUAUCGGAAUCAUGGUUCCGUCAAACAAUGAUAGACUACUCGGAGGCUCAUCCGAUGCGAGCGCAAGUCCCUUCGUCAUUGGGAUCCAGAUGGUCGGCAUCCCGGCUCUGAACCACAUCAUAAACGCCGCCAUCCUGACGUCCGCCUGGUCUGCCGGAAACUCGUUCCUAUAUUCAGGAAGCCGAGUCUUGUACUCGCUGUCUCUUGAACAUCAGGCCCCUAAGCUCUUCUCCAUUACCAAUAAGAAUGGAGUCCCCUGGGUUGCUGUCCUGACGACCUGGGCAAUGGGCCUCCUGGCCUUCCUCAAUGUUUCGAAUUCCGGAGCUGUUGUUUUCAACUGGUUCGUCAGCAUAGCCAUCGUAUCAGGCCUUCUGUCGUGGAUCAUCGUCUGCGUCACAUAUCUGCGUUUCCGACGGGCGAUGGAGUUCAAUGGACUGCUCCAAAUUCUGCCGUACAAGACGCUCUUCCAGCCGUACGCAACUUGGGUCACACUCGUCAUCGUCACUCUCCUUAUGCUCACGAAUGGGUUUGACGUCUUCAUCAGAAGAAACUGGGAUGUGCGCAAUUUCUUGGCCUCUUAUAUCACGCUUCCGAUUUUCUUGGUCUUGUAUCUCGGUCACAAGACUUGGUCUCGGAGUUCGUUUUGGAUCCCGACAAAGGAUAUUGAUGCCGAGACUGGGCGGAGGGAGAUGGACGAGCUUGAGACCAUGGAUGACUUGCCGAUGGCCAAGAAUAACCUUCAGAAGUUUUGGAACUGGGUUGCUUGA